ACCCUCACUCCCUCACCUAGAGACUCAUCAUGCAAAUCGUAACUCUCAUCAAUCUUAUGUGGCUAAGAUAAACAACAGAUACCCAUCACAGUUCAGGGUCUGCAGAGGCCAGAUUCAGCACACGGGUAUGAAAGGUGAAAGCAGAGCGUGGAUCUGAGAUCUUAUUUUUUGAAGGCAAUUCACUAUAUUGGUUAUUCUGGUGCAUUGGCCUUUUCUGAUUGGGCUCCUAUAUCAGCACUUAACAAACUAUGGCUUACCAAUUAUUGCCAUUCCUAUCUUAUCUUGCUUGGUCCACUUGAAUGAGCAUUUCUAAUCUAUGCUGUCUGACAUGAUGUAUCUACUUGUUAUAGCUCCGUCAUAAUUAAAAGAACUCAGUUUUUCAUCAAGGUACACUCUCCCACCAUUGGUGGGAAGACGCAUGCAACUAUGCACAACACAUAUUUGAGCUCAACGAUAUAUGCUGUUAGGUGUAACGAAUCAUUCUCUUUAUCUUUCAAUGGCUACUCAAACUUCUGGUAUGAAAUAUUUGACAGAACCCCAUCAUACUGUUCAUCAUGCUGUGGUUGUUGUGAUUGCUGUGCACUCUCCACUUACAGAGUACCCAUAAAGCCUUGUCUUCUGAAUGGGUUGAGGCAAUCCACUCUCCUUCAAUUGUCAGCAUCUAGAAGGUUGAUAUUGGGUGGUGGAGACCAGUACUUUUCCCGGCUACCAGCUUAUGGUCUCCUCAGAGGUUGUAAUGAGCUUAAUUGUUCAGCCAAUGAGAGAACUGUUUGCAAUAGAAAUGGAAGGAGAAUAAAGGGAAGAUGUUUUCGUGCAGCCUCACAAAAAGGGGGAGAAAUUUUCCAUUCAUUUGGUUCUGAUGAGGCUGAAGCAGUUCUCAGCUUUUUGAGUGAGGAAGCAGAUAAGGAUGAUAAUGGUAUCAAAAGGAAGAAUGUGUCUUCAUCCAAAAGAAUUGAAGCUGAAAAGAAAGGAAAAAAUGUGGGCAGAGAGAGACAUUUGACUAUGAGCUUGAGCGAGAAAGUAGAAACAGAGAAAAAAGGAAAUUUGAAGCAACGUGAGACAUCCACCAAAGACUUGAGAAGAGAGUAUGAAAAACCCAACAAAGAAAGAGAAGCCUUUACAAAAGGUGAAAACCAUAGGAAGAAAAGAGAUGUGUCUAGUUGUUCAUCUUAUUACUCAUUUUCAUCAGGAGAUUUUGGGAGUGAUCUGGAAGUUCAGGAUAAGAUUGCUUUGGAAGAAUUGUCAGUGGGAUAUGAAAAGGAUGAAUCAAAUCAUGUGGAGGGACAAGUAAAGGAAGAAUUCAACAGGCAAAGAGAUGACUCAAAGAAGCUGCAUGAUGUUUCAAAAAAGGAUGGAAUUGCAUUUGGUGCUGAUAUUGAUUGGAACCUAAGGAAGAAGUCUGAAAAGAAGCUAAUUGGGGGAGCUAUGCAAGAAAUUGAAUCCACAAAAGAACACCAAGAUAUGCAUUCGAGAGCAUUUAGAACACAUGAAUCUGAUGAUGGAAAAGCAUCUAUUGCACACAAGCAAGUCAACCGAAAGGAAGAUAAUUCAUCUUUUGUGGAGGAUUUGGAUAAGAAAACAAAAAAGGCAUAUAUUCAAACAGGAAACAGAAGAAAGCAUCAAUUUACAGAUAUACAAGAGUCUGGUUGUGAAGAAGUUGAGACAACUUUGUUAUCACGAAAGACAUUCAGUGGCAGGGAGGGGAACCUAGAGAUAUCAGAAACACUAUUACAGGAAACAGGUGAUGAACAUAAAAAAAUUGUUGGCUCAACUUCUACCACAGGAAAGGAAACUUCAAAAUCAAAGAAGACAUUCAGUGGCAGGGAAGGGAAUCUUGAGAUAUCAGAAACACUUUUAAAGGAAACAAGUGAUAAACAUAAAAAGUUUGCUGGUUCUACUUCUACCUCAAGAAAGGAUGUAAUAAAUAGAAGUUCCCAGAAAUAUAUUGGAAAUUCAAAAAUUGAAGACACUGAAAGGGCCUCAGACACUAGGAUGAAGAACCUGGAAGUGAAAAAGGUUUCAGUUUUGAAUUCUGUUCAGGGAGUGGAGGAGCAACACUACCAAAAAGGAGAAAAGAUCAUUAAACAGGCUAAAGAGAGAUCUCAACAAUUUUCUGAAGUAUCACAAGCUCAUGAGAGUAAUGUGGAAGAUACAUCUACCAUAAAGUCUAAAAAUAGGAUAAAGAACUGGGAAGAAAAUUCAAAAAGUUCAGAUGCAAGGGUGACAUGGCUCCAGACAGAUAAAAAGACAACUCAGAGUGUUCAACAUGGGAAAGGAUCUGAAGUUGUGAGCCCUUUAUCAGAAGGCUAUGCCAGUGAUGAAAAGAAAGUUUCAAGUUCUCAAAGAACUUCUGAUAGGGUGAUAUUCAUCCCAAGAAGUAAAUUGACAUCAAUUGUUAAAACUAGAGAAAGUUCUUGCCAAACUGAUGAAAGGAUUACAAAUUUUGAAUUGGCUAGUGAGGCCCAAAGACCUAGGAACCUAUCCAUUUCAGAUGGAAUUGCCUCAAGAGAAGUAUCGAGCUCCCAGGGAUCAUUGAAUUUGGUUUCUGAGGCUGGAAAACAUGUUAUAUUAGCUGAGGGUGAUGAAAGGAGUUCUGCAGAAAUGUUGAUCACUCCCUCUUCCCAAUUGGAUAGAGGCUCAGCACAUGUUGAAUUAGCUUCUGGAAUUGCAAGCACUGAAAUCUUCCUUGAAACUUCAGAAAGUGGCUCAUCUGCUUUGUAUGAAAGAAGUCCUGCUUUGCUUUCUGGACCAUAUUCUAGAUAUGGAAGUGACCAGGCUGAUAGCGAGCCUUCAACUAUCAUGGCUCCUGAAGAUGCUCUUGGUUCAGCAGAUCGUUUGGAGAAAUCAUCUAAACAUUUUGUUGAUGAGUUCGUUGAGAGGGUCAGGCAUGAAGUCACAACUUCAGAAACACAAGAGAUGGAGCUUACUGGAACAAAGUUGGUCUUUGAAGAUGCAGGUAAUCAGGUAUACAAUUCAAGGCAACAAGGCACUCAAAGUAACUCUCAGUCAAAGGAGUCUGAUUCUAGCCGUUCCUCUGGGUUUCCCAGGACCAAAGGACCUUCUGAUGAGAUGUGGGAUGUAAAAGAACCAUCUGUUGAGCAAAGUAUAGUUGCUGAAGAACCAGAGAUCAGCCAGGAAACUGGGAAACCGAUUGUUAUUAGAACUGGCAGGUCCCUAUGGAGUAUGAUUGCUGAUGUUGUUCGAUUACGUUGGGGUUUGCAUGUUGGUUCCUCCACCUCAGCUGGAAGAUCAGGUGAGAGGAAUUCAUCAAACAAGUCUGAUAGUGAAACACGGUUUUCUGGGCAGGGGCAUGAGGAAACCAGUAAAAGUAAUGCAAUAAAAGAAACGAGUGUGUUACCACAAACCAUGAGUUCUGAUAAGUUAAAGCCAGGCAAACUUAGUGAGGGAGAUGGGUCUGACACUAAAAAAUUGAAGGACAAAGGAAAACAUCUUGAAGUUGGAUCGUCUUCUCCAAAUACAUUGGAAAGUGGAUCUACAUCAGUAGUCACCUCAUAUGCUUCUGGAGAGGAAAAUGCUAGUUGGAGUGAAGAUGGAAAAUAUUUGAAAGUAACUACUACUGGCAUAAAAAACAUGGAAUUACCAAUUCCAUUACCUGCUAGAGGGCCUCCAAUUGUGGGAGAAAUUGUAAAUACUGGUGGAUCUGACAUAUCGGUAACUGAGUCAGAGGUGCCAAUCAUGGAGCCUGUUGCUCCAGUGCAGUCUGAAUUGUCUGGUUCAGAGAGAAAGGAAGGAGAGUUGAAGCAGAGGAAGUUUCAACGGAACAGGCAAGUCCUAAGAGAUAGGUUUGAUGACUGGGAAGAUGCCUAUAAACUUGAACUCGAGCAGCGAAGAAUGGAUGAAAUGUUCAUGAAGGAAGCACUUUUGGAAGCCAAGAAGGCUGCUGAUACUUGGGAGGUCCCUGUUGGUGCUGUUCUUGUGCAGCAUGGGAAAAUUAUUGCACGAGGAUGCAACUUAGUAGAAGAGUUACGGGACUCCACUGCCCAUGCUGAGAUGAUUUGUAUACGAGAAGCUUCAAACUUUCUUCGGACAUGGAGACUAUCAGACACUACACUUUAUGUAACGCUUGAGCCUUGUCCAAUGUGUGCUGGUGCCAUUCUUCAGGCAAGAAUAGAUAAUGUUGUGUGGGGAGCUCCUAAUAAGCUUCUUGGAGCUGAUGGUAGCUGGAUUAGGCUUUUUCCUGAUGGAGGAGAAAAUGUUUCUGAAGCAAGAGACAUUCCACCUGCCCCAGUUCACCCAUUUCAUCCAAAUAUAAAAAUAAGACGAGGGGUCUUGGCCACGGAGUGUGCUGAUGUGAUGCAGCAAUUCUUUCAAUUAAGAAGAAAAAAGAAGAAAGAAGAACCAUCAAAGGCUGUUACUCACCACCAUCCCUCCAAGUUACUUAACAAGAUACAUGACAUCUUUCACGUAAUGUUCUGUUUGUAAAAGAGCAGAUUCACAUAUUUCCUCAUGUUUUAAAUGAGCAUCCGAAUAAUAUUUUCAAACAUGAUGAAUGGCCAUUGUGGAAAGUACAAUGUUCAAUCAGCUAAGCUGUCGUGGAACCAAUUUUGUCAACUUUUAUUUCAAGUUAUAACAGCUUAGUAUAGAUAAUGACAUGAAUACAAUGAUAUAAUAGAGCCUA
Molecule: messenger RNA, 4639 nt
Organism: Gastrolobium bilobum
Lineage: Eukaryota; Viridiplantae; Streptophyta; Magnoliopsida; Fabales; Fabaceae
Product: tRNA(adenine(34)) deaminase, chloroplastic
Exons: 5
Coding region: 427-4443 (1338 amino acids)
Biological process (GO): tRNA wobble adenosine to inosine editing
Cellular component (GO): chloroplast
Molecular function (GO): tRNA-specific adenosine deaminase activity
Source: RefSeq, a predicted model, not a curated record